Molecule: messenger RNA, 2052 nt
Organism: Dentiscutata erythropus
Lineage: Eukaryota; Fungi; Glomeromycota; Glomeromycetes; Diversisporales; Gigasporaceae
Source: the annotation of a GenBank genome assembly
AUGAACACAACGCAAAUACCACCACGAAACAUUGUUCCACCUCCUCGUCCGUCCCACAACGGCUUACCAAACUCGUCGCCUGCAGAAAGAAGCCCACCAACCACUUCACAGUCCUCCUCCCCCAAAACGUCUGAAAAAUACAACACAGACAACCAAACCGUUGUUGGCCACUCACUCGUACCUCAACGUUCAGCUCCGCCGCCACCAAAUUCUGUGCAAAAAUCUGUACAAAUGAGUAGCAGCGCUUCUGGUUUGAGUCACAAUGGUAAUUUAAAGUCAAACUCGUCGUUAAAUUCACGUCGUGGGCCUCCCACCUCGAAAAAAUCUGCGAGUUUAGGGCCACCUCCAAAACCUAACCGAACAACAGCCGGUACGCCAACGAGUCAGUCGCCUCUAGCUCGAAGUCCGUCCGCUGGUAGUGCUCCGACAAAAUCUCCAGGGAUAUCAACCGAUUCUGCUAACGUUUCUCCUACUUCAACCAAGUAUUCGCAAAGUGGAAGCUAUAGUUCCAUUAAAGGCCCACCUAUCAAAGUACACGGCGAAGAUAUUCAACCUAUAACCAAUGAGAAAGACGGGAAUAACAGAUCACUCAAAGGAGUACUGAAUACUUUCGUUAGUUCGAUGUCUGAUUUGUUAUCAACUCAAAAAAGAGUAGAAAUUUCAUCGCCUUAUGAUCCAGUUCAUUUAACUCACGUUGGAUUCAAUCAAGAAACUGGUGAAUUCACGGCUGUGUUGGAAAUUGUAAAAUUUUAUCAAGAUAAUACAGCUGGAGGAAAAAAUUCGAUUUGGGAGAAAUUUAAUAACGUCCAACUCCCAAAUCAAUCUCCACCAUCUAGCCUACCAACUUCACCACAUAAUAUGGUGGAUAAACCAUUUGAGAAUCCUAGAUCUGCACCAGUCCCUCCUUCGGAAAAGAAAAAGCCAAGUCCACCCGUUGUUCCUACAAGAUCAACCAAUGCACAAAGUGCUACGGAUAAAAGUAACAAUCAGCAAAAACCACCAAGCAAAGCUCCUUCACCAAAGCCUCCACGUAACCAAGAACCUCCAAAGCUCCCUCCAAUACAGCCAUUGCCUCCGCUUGAAAGUCGAACUAUGCCAAUAACGCCUCCAAAACCGGCUCCAAAACCGCCUCGUCCCAAGGAGCCCAAUAAUCAAUUACCAUCACCACCACAAACGGCUCCACCUACUUCUAAACCUUCACAGCAACCAACAGGUGGUCCUUCUGGUGCCAUUGUAAAACCACCUCCACCUAAUACUCAACGUCGACAACAACGUAAACCGGCAAAAGAUUCUACAGAUGUCAUUGAGAGGUUAAAGGCUAUUUGUACCGACGCUGAUCCAACUAAAUUAUAUCGAAACUUGGUUAAAAUCGGUCAAGGUGCUUCCGGUGGUGUUUUUACUGCUUACCAAGUGGGAACAAACAUGUCAGUUGCUAUUAAACAAAUGAACCUCGAACAGCAACCCAAGAAGGACCUCAUCAUAAACGAAAUAUUGGUCAUGAAAGAAUCAAGGCAUCGUAAUAUCGUAAAUUACAUUGAUAGUUUCCUUUGGAAAGGUGAUCUAUGGGUAGUUAUGGAAUUCAUGGAAGGUGGUAGUUUGACGGAUGUUGUGACCAAUAAUAUAAUGACAGAAGGUCAAAUUGCGGCUGUAUGUAGAGAGACUUUGGAAGGUCUAGCACAUUUACAUUCUAAAGGUGUAAUUCAUAGAGAUAUUAAGAGCGAUAAUGUUUUGUUAGCACUAAACGGCGAUAUUAAACUUACCGAUUUCGGUUUCUGUGCACAAAUUAACGAACAUCACAAUAAACGUACAACCAUGGUUGGUACACCAUAUUGGAUGGCACCUGAAGUAGUGACGCGUAAAGAAUAUGGUCCAAAGGUUGAUAUAUGGUCAUUAGGAAUUAUGGCCAUUGAAAUGGUUGAGGGUGAACCACCAUAUCUGAAUGAAAAUCCUUUGAGGGCCCUAUAUCUUAUUGCAACAAAUGGCACACCUCAAUUACAAAAUCCUGAAAGUUUGUCGCAAGUUUUUCGAGAAUUUUUGAAUUUAUCAUUGGAG